This is a messenger RNA of Ostrinia nubilalis (European corn borer), 768 nucleotides long. Its product is annotated as dTTP/UTP pyrophosphatase-like. The record is from RefSeq and is a predicted model, not a curated record. The transcript is spliced from 4 exons. The coding region runs from base 80 to 697 and encodes 205 amino acids. Gene Ontology annotation, molecular function: nucleoside triphosphate diphosphatase activity. Lineage: Eukaryota; Metazoa; Arthropoda; Insecta; Lepidoptera; Crambidae.
AUCGACAUAUAAACGGCACUCGUAGUGUAAAGAACACAGUACCUAUCAUCAGAAUAAUUUACAUUAUUAUUUUUUCACAAUGUUGGAACCGUUGUUGCAUAUUUUGAACGAGAAGAAAAUAGUUCUUGCUAGUGGAGCCCCGAACAAAAAACAAUUUUUUGACAACAUUGGUUUGAAAGUUGAGGGCUGCGCUUCAACAUUUGAAGAAGAUUUGGAUCCAAGUAAUUUCAAAACCUUCGCUGAGUUCGUUGAAGAGACCGCAUUGCAGAAGGUGCUCGAAGUGGAAGAGAGGUUGAAACGCGAAAACCGAGCAGCUGACCUGGUGAUCGGAGCAGAUACCAUGGUUACGAUUGACAACCAAAUGUUUGGGAAACCAAAAGACGAGGAAGACGCCGUCAAGACGCUCAAGCGCCUUUCAGGGAAGUCGAAUGUGGUGCUGACUGGCGUCGUGGUGAAACCUCGGGGCAAAGACCCUAUCAAGUUCACACAAUCAACCGAAGUAUUCUUCGACGUGAUGACUGAUGCACAAAUAAGAGGAUACGUCGCUACGAAGGAACCAAUGAGAAUGGCAGGCUCGUACGCGAUCCAAGGGAAAGGGGGCAGCUUUGUGAAGCGCAUCGAAGGCGACUACUCCAACGUCAUCGGCAUGCCUGUGAACGCCGUGUGUCGCGUCCUAACUCAGUUGUACGGCAAUUAGGGCGGAGAGCGAAUAAGGACAGCACGUCAUAUAUCUGCCAUCCGCAGAAUAAAUAAAUAAUUAAAAAGUAA